GCGGGAGGUAGAUAGUGAGAUCGGCCCGGCGGGUAUGUCUGGGCAUUGGAUACUUCUCACCGAGCGGCAUUGCCUCUCAAGGGACCAAAAGGUUCCGAUUUUGACAGUUUUUUGCGCAACUCAUUAUACAUUUUUCCUCCAUGGCUGUCAACUCCUGGGCAGGCUGUACGACACUCCUCUUGGCACUCCUCUUGGACUCGGUGACAGCUGCGCGACAUCGCCAGGAUCAGACAAAAAACUGGGCAAUGGCAAUGGCCCUGGCUGAGUUGGAGUCCGGCAUGGUGCCUGGUGCGGUCAAUCGUGCGCUGAAAGCUGCUUCAAGGAGCCUCGACGCCCGCUUGGACGAGCUCAAGGAGAAACAGCAGGAAGCCGAGACAAAGAAGGUUUCUGCAGCAAGCGCGCUGCAAAAGAAACUGGCUCUCGUGGAUGACGUGAAUGCCAAGACCAAAGCAGUGGAGGCCAAGGCCAAGUCGAAGCGGGACGCCAUGGUCGCAGUGGAAAAGGCGGCCACGGCGCACACUGAAAGUGGCAAGGCCCAUCAGGAUGCUGUCGAGAAGCGGAACAAGCUCAGUCAAGAUGUUGAAGAUUUGGAUGUGAAGAUCACCGAAAAGAACACCGCUAUGAUGAAAGCCCUGCAAAAGAUGAAAAAUGAGAUCGAAGACUUAAAGGAUCAGCGUGACAAGAAGGUCCAGGAGCGGGACAGUGCGGAACACGAGCAACUUGACCUGAAGGGCAAGGUGAUGGCUGCCACCAAGUUCAAGGCUGGUGUGCAGCAGGAACAGGUGAAGGCCGAGAAAGCAGUGCAGGACGCACAGCAGGAACUUGAUGAAUUGCAAGCGAGCCUUGACAACGCAGUUACUGAUGCCACUGUGGCAGAAGUCGCAGAUACUGAGGCUGCGGACAAACUUCGAGACGCCAAAAAGCAGGCUGACCGUGCCAACAGGAUGGUGAAGCUGAUCGAGCAGUUGAAGCAGUCGAUCAAGACCUACUACAAGUCAGUGGAUGAUUUGGACGAUGAUAUGAUGGACAGGGACGCCGCAGGCCUAUUCAACAUUAACGAAGCUUCGGUGGAUCAGCUGAUGUCUAUUCCCAGCAUUGGCAGGAAGAGGGCUGAAAAGAUUGUGGCACACCGGGAGCAGCAUGGGCCUUUCCACUCGCGAGAAGAGUUGAUGGAGGUCUACGGCAUUGGCCCAAUUCUCUCCAGCAGAAUCUCUGAAUAUGUGACCUUCCAAGGUGAAGGCGGUGGCAGUGGAGGUGAGCCAUGGAACAUCAUCAAGACGAAUCCGCUCCUCAAGACUGCCUAUAAGAACUACAACCUCAUGGUGAAUGUCUUCAUGGAACUCCAUGCCUUUGACGAUGAGACCUACCAGAAGGUGAAGCCAGCCACCAAGGAGAUUGAUGAGAACUCUUUCACUGCGAUCUAUCUUGCAUGUGAUCCAGACACCAAGUUUGGCAAGAUCCAAGCCAACAACACGGAGCUGGACAAAGUGUGCGGCAGCGGACUUUGGGAUGCAGUUGGGAUCACCAGGAGCACCUUCCCAUAAGCGGCGGAUGGUCCCUGCAGGAAGGGAAACUAGCGAGUGCAGGUGCAACAUCGAGCUCGACUUGUUCUGCAGAUGUCCGUUCACUGGAUCGAUUUGGAUGCUCCAUCGACCGAGGACGAAGACUACGCGAUG
Durusdinium trenchii is the source of this 1676-nucleotide messenger RNA. Lineage: Eukaryota; Dinophyceae; Suessiales; Symbiodiniaceae. The record is from the annotation of a GenBank genome assembly.